Molecule: messenger RNA, 5054 nt
Organism: Rhineura floridana
Lineage: Eukaryota; Metazoa; Chordata; Lepidosauria; Squamata; Rhineuridae
Gene: ZBTB26
Product: zinc finger and BTB domain containing 26
Exons: 3
Coding region: 300-1646 (448 amino acids)
Biological process (GO): regulation of immune system process; negative regulation of transcription by RNA polymerase II; regulation of cytokine production
Molecular function (GO): protein binding
Source: RefSeq, a predicted model, not a curated record
GGGCUCCUCCCCAGGCGGCGCCCCGCAGCCCAGAGGCGCAGCAUUUCUUCCUCUCCCCCCUCUGUGGUUGGCUGGCGGAACUCGCGGCCACAAGACCCAGCGAAGAACGCAGCGCUUCGGGGAUGACGGGAGGGAAGGAGGGAGAGUGUCAGGAGGCUCGGCGACCCCAGCGCUGUUCAUGACAGCCUCCACCACCACCACCCGCUCUGUCGUCUUAAAUGCUGCGGGGGGGGGAGCAUGUUUUGGCCAAGAUUGGGUGGAGCGGGAGUGAGUGGGCUGCACUUUGAGGGUUUGUCAACAUGUCUGAAAGAGCCGAGAGCCUCCACUUCAAGUUCGACAACUACGGUGACUCGAUGCUGCAGAAAAUGGACAAGCUGAGGGAAGAGAAAAAGUUUUGUGACGUCACAGUAUGCAUAGAUGACCUUGAGGUUCAUGGCCACAAGAUCGUCUUUGCCGCUGGUUCCCCCUUUUUAAGGGAUCAGUUCCUGUUGAACAACUCCAGAGAAGUAAGAAUCUCUAUCCUGCAGAGCUCGGAGGUUGGGAGGCAGCUGCUUCUGUCCUGCUACAGUGGCAUCUUGGAGUUUCCGGAGAUGGAGCUGGUGAACUACUUGACGGCAGCUAGCUUCCUUCAAAUGAGCCACAUCGUGGAGCGCUGCACACAGGCCCUGUGGAAGUUCAUCCGGCCAAAACAGCAGCUUGGAAACAAAGAGGAAGCGGAGCAACCUCAGACCGACUCUUCAGUGCUAAAGGAGCACCCAGGGGCAGGGAGGGAGGAAGAAGAGGACGAGGACUCCUUGCAGCCAGAUUCUCCUUGCAUCCAACCUUCUGAGAACAGCCUGGACAUGGAUGACAGCGACAUCCAGAUCGUGAAGGUGGAGUCCAUUGGGGAGGUUACGGAGGUCAGAAGCAAGAAGGACCAGAGCCAGUUUAUUUCCUCGGCGCAGCAGAGCAGCCUCCAUUCGUCAGAGCCCCAGCAUUCCCUCAUCAAUUCCACCGUGGAGAACCGAGUGGGCGACCUGGAGCAUGGGCAGCUCCACAACUACGCCCUCUCGUACGCGGGGGGUGACAGCCUCAUAAUGACUUCCAAAGACACGUUUGGCCCCAGCAACCGGGGGGUGGACAAAGGCCUCCAGUGGCACCACCAGUGCCCCAAGUGCACGCGCGUCUUCCGGCACCUGGAGAACUACGCCAACCACUUGAAGAUGCACAAGCUCUUCAUGUGCCUGCUGUGCGGCAAGACCUUCACGCAGAAGGGCAACCUCCACCGGCACAUGCGGGUGCAUGCAGGGAUCAAGCCCUUCCAGUGCAAGAUCUGCGGGAAGACCUUCUCGCAGAAGUGCUCCUUGCAGGACCACCUCAACCUGCACAGCGGAGACAAGCCCCACAGGUGCAACUACUGCGACAUGGUCUUUGCCCACAAGCCCGUCUUGAGGAAGCAUCUGAAGCAGCUCCACGGCAAGAACAGCUUUGACAAUGCCAACGAGAGGAAUUCCCAGGACAUCACCGUGGACUUCGAUUCCUUCAGCUGCAGCUCGGGGGUGGACUCGAAAGGCGGCCAGCAAGCUGACGCCAGCCAGGUGCUGGAUGCCGGGCAGCUGGCACAAGCGGUGCUCAGUUUACGGAGUGAAAGCACCUGCGUGAACUGAAAUGGGUGCCAAAAUGUCUGUCUGUGAGCACUGGAGCGGGGAGAGCCGUAAAGAGCUGCUUUGGGCCUUGACUCAGGCAUCAGCCCCAAAGUCUCUGCCAGAUGAGCUGCCUGGAGCUGAACAAAAACUGUAGCAUGUCAUCCGCUCCUGCCCUAGAGUGGGUUAAUGUGUUUGGUGACUCCAAGCGUCUUUGUCCCUAUGGUGGAAAGAGCAGAGUUGGCGUAGGCCUGCUUCCUUUGAUAGUUAGCAAAUGCAGCACUGGCUGACCCCCUUUUUCAAAGGGUAGUUGGAGUGGGCCACUGAGAAGCAGUUGCCAGUUUGUGGGCCGAGGGGGUAAAUGCAGGUAACGUCCCAUCCCCGAUGAGUUUUUAAGCUGGGGAAAAAACCCUGAGUUCUUUUUUGGGGGAAAGCACUGGAUAAUUAUAAGCUCUUAAUAUUUGUUAGUCCAUCUGCAAUUUUUUAAAAUGUUUUUGUUACAUGCCUUCAAGUCGAUUAUUGUUUAUGGCGACCCUAGGUGUCUUUUUUUGGAUGUAUUCAUAGGGUUUCCAUGGUAAGAGGUAUUCAGAAGUGGUUUACCAUUGCCUUCCUCUAAGCCUACGGCACCCAGUAUUCCCAGGUGGUCUCCCAUCCAAGUACUAACCAGGUCUGACCCUGCUUAGCUUCUGAGAUCAGACAAGAUCGGGCGUGUUCAGGGUAGUAUGUAUUGUUUGUUUAAAACAUUGGGUAUUUGCCUUCUGUUCUUAACCCCAAGCGACCGUCAUCCCUAACCCUGUUUGACUGUGAGUGAAGUCACUUUCCUGAUAUAAAAUGGGAGACGGUGCUGCUUUUAGGAGUGGGGAAUCUGGAAUGGUUUGGCUGGCGCAGUGGGUAAGCUGCCUGUUCCCUUUGCUAUGGGAUGUGAUGCUUACCUCUUGGGUCUCUCCUCAGUUCCAGUCCCAACCAUCCACCCUUUGUGCUUAGACUAGAAAGGUUAAAUGUGCAUGCCCCUGUUGUCUUGUUCUCUCUGGGCCUUCUCUCACGCUGCUCCUGGCAUCUGCGGCGGCCUUUACUUUUCUGUCCAGCAGCCAACCAGCCAUGCUCCCUCUCUGCCAGACUCGCUCCUGCACCUUACCUGUCCUCACCGGCAACCUCCCCUCUUUUCACCCCUCCUUGGUCUUUGAUCUCUCCCUCAAUCCCAGCCUUUCACAGUGUUAACUGUCAGUACCCAGGUCUGGGUCAUUCUCUCCUCUGUGUGGAGUUUGGUGCUUAGACGUUUGAAUCAACCUUAACAAAAACACAAUGCCCCAAAGAGAGUAAAGGUGCGCAUAUAAGGCACAAAAUGAAGUGCAACCAAAAUUUAAUACAUGUGCAUUGUAAAGCCAGCAUAAAAACGCUAAUAAAAUUCUACACACAGUAACAAAUCAAUGCCCAUCCUAGGGUGGAUGUAUAAUGUUGGCUUUACAAUACACGUGUAUUAAAGUUUGGUUCCACUUCAUUUUGUGCCUUACAUGCGCACCUUUACUCUCUUUUGGUGCUUAAACCCCUCUUGGCGCUCGAGAGAUCAUUUAGAGGUGCUGGUACAGAUGGCAGGGUGGGUGGAGCUGACACCAUUGGCGUAAGGAGUACUUACCAUGCCUCCAGCACAUCAGAGCUCUUAAAGGUACAGGAACUCAAAGCAGUUAGAAGGUUGUGACCUUGACUCCCCCCAAGCUACCCUUUGGGAUUGUUCAUCUGUGUAACGUGUGAGAGGAAGGAACUCUUAAGAAAUCAAAUAAUGGUUAAACAUUUGGUGUGAGCUAUAGCCCAUCAUCCGUGCAUUGGCUCCUCCUCUUCAGGUCAGUAUACCAGGGUGGGAGUUUCUGGGCUCUUUCAGGCUGACCCUGGGCUCGGUGGCCCUCUGCAGCGUUCUGGUUGGGUCCUCCUGUGGCCUUAGAGAUAUAAGCAGGGGAAUGGGACAGGGAUUCUCUCCACUGAGUGACCUUGGGGCAGGCCCUCCCUCCCAGCGUUUUUGUGAGACUAAACAGUAAAAUAUGAGGGUCAUCUGUGCUGCCCUGACCUCCUGGGAGGAAGGAUGGUAUUUGGUUUUGCAUAAUACUAAGGGGACUGGCAAUUUCUGCCCCCAGGAGCCAAAUAAAUUCCUGGCAUCAUGAGAAGUAAAAAAAGAGAGUGCCACUUAAGCACUCACAUGGACACACACACUUUCUUUGUUCUCCCAUCCUCCUUGGCCCAUGUUUGCACAUAAUACUAAGCCAAGCUUUGGCUAAGUGUGAAUGAGCUAGUGUACGGGUGCUCUCAGCAAAAAAAAGGUGGGUGCUUUGCCUCUCCCCUGGUUCUGCUGCUGCUGUGCUACCUGAGCUAAGCCAUGGUUUGGCUUAGUGUUGCAUCCAAACCUGGGUUCGUGGUUUGCCUUGCUCCAAACAGACCAUGAACUUCAGCCAUGGUUUGUUCUUGGUUUACUGGUCGUGGUUUGUCUGGAGCCUCGCUGUGGCUUAGCUCUGAGUAGCGGAGCAGGAAUGCAGGAGGAACAAGGUGAUGUGACUACUCGCAUGCUCACACCAUGCUUAGCCAUGGCUGGCUUAGCAUUACAUGCAAACCAGGUCUUGUGUCUCACUUGCGCGUCUCUAGCAAAACGGUUGCUGACUUGGAUCUGCAUUUAUUUAUUUAUUAUAUGUGGCAACUCCACAGUGUGUGGUGGGUAGCUCUUGAUGAAAUGUGGGUGGAGCCACAGCCAGCAUGACCCUCCCCCUUUCCCCACAUCAGCCAAUGGGAAUGGGCUGGGCCCCUUGCCAAUUAGUGUACGGCAAAAGCUUUGCAAUUGCCCCUUUUGGAGAGAACAGGGGCUGCUUUUUAUCUGUGAAUCUAUUCUUGUACCCAAGGCCAAAGGACCACUCAUCAUUGUGUUUACAGAGUCAACAUGGUAGCUUCAAAAUAAAACAACUGCACCGCCUCCUAACGUGAAAUGUCACUUUGUGUGAUCCGUGGCCUUCGACACCUGAGAUGUGUGCCUGGGGCACCCUUUCACCUUCAUGCCAUGCUUAUCACUUUCCAGAAGAAUCUGGCUAGCAACUGUUGAAGAUAAUGAUGGACUAGAUCAGCCUUCCUCAACCUGGUACCCUCCAGAUGUUUUGGACUACAACAGCCAUCUGCAUCAUGACACCUCUGCUACAACAUCUGCACUGGCUGACCAUAUGCUAUGAGGCCAGCUUAAAGGUUCUUGUGUUGAUAUACAAAGCCCUGAACAACCUGGAUCCAGGAUACCUUAAGGAGUGAAUGAGCCCUUAUAUCCCAGCUCAAUCACGGAUAUCGUCCAAAGGAGCACUGUUAAUUGCCCCCCAUGUUAUAGACGCCUACCUGGCCUCCGCUGGAAGUGGGGCUUUCAGUGUCACCAGUCUCAGCAGAGAUUCAGCAGGCACCCUCACUUUUGACUUU